AAUUUUUAUUUGGUGUCCAAUAAUAAAGUUUUCCUUUUUUGUGGGGAUGUCAAAUUUUACGAACGAUCCUGUCAUCAAGCUGUUGAAGAGGGAUAAUACCCUACUGUUAUUUUAUUCCUGUAAAAACACGCAUUGUAAAGUAAUACAUGGGAAACCAAUCAACUGACACCUACCUGUGUAAUAUGAGGCCACCAACCUUGACAAGUACCAUCGCAGGUUAUCAACUCCCUUGUAAUGUUGGUGUUAAGAAACAUCCAUUGGGAAGAGCAAACAUAAUGAGCCCCGGUAACUAGCAGAUUCACAGUUACAGGCAACCUUUGGUGGGCAUGGCAACUGAAAUUCCACCUGACCUCUCCGAGGUUGUGACCCCAGGGUCAUCAGGUCAAAUAUCCAGCUUCUGUCCACAGUCCUGGCGAUCGCUUCAUCAGAACGUGGUCGAGCGAAGGAAACUCAUCACCAUGCUCGCGAGUCGAGUUCCAGGCUCAUUUCAAUUCCGCACACAAACUACACCAAAUGACACGAAAACGAGGCUGUACUUUCUAGGCGUGACAUGCAAAGGACGAGAAAACACCCUGUUAUAUGUGGAUCUCCCAUCAGUUGUACCGGAUAUGCCUAGCGUACUGUCACAGCGAUCGAUGUUAGAAUCCUUCCCGGCCAGCAUUCCGACGUCCCAGUUAUCGCGAGAGGAACAGCUGAUGCGGGAGAGGAAGCGCAUGGGAACGUACGGAAUAACGUCAUACGAACUUACGGAAUGGGACGGCAGAUUUGUGUUUCCCGCCUCCAACUCUCUGUUCUCUUGUGUGGAUGUUGACUUGACGUCGACAGAACCAGUUUACCCGGUGAACAUAGGAACCAGUGUAGAGGGGGCGAGGUUAGACCCCAAGGUCUGUCCAACCAACAGUAAGAUUUUGGCCUUCAUCAACAAGGGCGACAUUUGGGUCUCAAACCAGGAUAACGGAGAGGAGGUUCGGCUGACAUUCACCAAAAAAGGAAGUGGUAAUUUGGAGGAGGAACCCCUGUCAGCUGGUGUGCCAUCAUUUGUUGUGCAGGAGGAGUUCGAUAGGUACACAGGUUAUUGGUGGAGCCCCGCCCCUUUACCAAAUAAGGAUGAUGAUGUCACUGACCACGCCCCCUUCUACUGUAUGUUGUAUGAGGAAGUGGAUGAAGGAGAGGUGGAGAUCCUGAAUAUCUUCUCUCCGUCGGUGGAAGGGAAAAAUGUGGAUCAGUAUCGCUACCCCAGGGCAGGAACGCCAAAUGCUAGAAGUUUUCUAAAGCUAGUCAAGUUCUCUUUAGACAAUCAUGGCAAGUUUGACCAAGUGCAGCAUUAUCAUCUGUACGAACCGUUGCUGACAUUCUUCCCAGACUUGGAGUACAUUGUGAGAGCAGGCUGGACUCCUGAUGCUAAACACGUGUAUGCAGAAUUGCUGGACCGGCAACAGAAACACCUGAGUCUCGUUUUGAUUCCAGUCGAUUUCUUUGUCCCGGUGCGGAGUUUUGCUGAUGAGGAAAUGAACGUUGAUUUAGUCAGGGGAUCUGUUCCUUCAUUAAGUGUGAUAUACGAAGAAAGGUCGGAUAUUUGGGUCAAUACUCAUGAUAUUUUGCAUAUUUUACCUCAUUCGGAGCCCUCGGAGAUCAAGUUCCUGUGGGCUUCGGAAAAAUCGGGCUUCCGCCAUUUAUACUGUGUGACGUCAAAGCUAGAAAGCUGUGAUAAAGCAAUCUGUGCCAUGGACCUUCUCCAGGAGACUCAAGAUGGACAGUUUAAAGCAAAUGUGAUAAAAGAAGAAAUGCUGACGUCAGGUGACUGGGAAGUGAAUGGAAAACAGCUAUGGGUGGAUGAAGAGAGGGGAGUUGUAUAUUUCAUGGGUCUGAAGGACAGCGUUCUAGAAACACACCUAUAUGCUGUGUCCUAUGUGAAACCUUCAGAACCGGUCAGACUGACCACUCUUGGCUAUUCCCAUACAGUGUCUUUCAGCUCAGACUACUUGUCGUUUGUGAGCGUGUAUAGCUCUGUUAGUGAGACCAUGUCCUGUUAUGUGUACCGGAUUCUCCAUGAGGACGGAACGAUUAGGACGAAGACCUGGGGAAUUAUAAUGCUACCAAUAGUGUGUCCGGACUACAGUGCUCCGGAGCUCUUCCAAUAUGAAAGUCAGUCAGGUUUCAUCCAUCAUGGAUUGUUCUUUCAUCCGCACGGUGAGCAGGCGGGACAGAAGUACCCCACCGUGUUGAUGGUGUACGGCGGCCCCCAAGUUCAACAGGUCACAAACAGCUUCAAAGGAAUUAGGUUUUUACGGCAUCAUGCUCUAGCUUCCAAUGGUUAUGCUGUUGUUGUCAUUGAUGGAAGAGGCUCAUGUGGGCGGGGCUUAAAGUUUGAGUCGCAUAUCAAAGACAGACUGGGGACUGUGGAGAUCGAGGACCAGGUUGAGGGGCUUCAGUUUCUCUCCUCGAUGGGGUUCUGUGUAGACAUGGACAGGGUGGGGAUACAUGGUUGGUCCUAUGGCGGUUAUCUGUCCUUGCUCGGCAUUGCUCAGAGGCCCGACGUGUUCAAGGUAGGGAUAGCUGGUGCUCCUGUUGUAAACUGGUUGCUGUAUGACACAGGAUACACAGAGAGAUACCUGAAUGUUCCUUCCCAGAACCAGACCGGGUACAGAAACGGGUCGGUGCUGAGUCACGUAGAAAAAUUCCCUGACGAGGAGAACAGAGUUUUAAUCAUCCAUGGACUUAUUGACGAGAAUGUACACUUUCAUCACACCAGCGCCUUAAUCACAGCUCUAGUGAAAGCUUGUAAACCAUACAGAUUACAGAUCUACCCAAAUGAGCGACACGGAAUCCGUAACCACGAAGCCAGUGAACAUUACAAGACAAUGAUCCUAAGCUUUCUACAGAAUCAUUUAUGAAAAUACCCUACAUACGACAAAUUUCAUUUGUUAUCCAGACUUUUAUUAGUUCACAAAAUUGAAAGAAUUAAUUCAUCCCAGUAUUGACAUGUGAUAUGAUGCUACAUGGGACCCCUCUGACAGAACGUGAUAAUACUGUAUGCAAUUUUAAUGUCGCACAAGCAAUUGUAGUUUGAUGAUUAUCAGAAAAAGCUAAAUAUUGAGCAUAUAUAUAUAGAAUCCAGAAAUAAGUAUAGAAAAAUCUACACAAGUAAUAGUAUGAUAAAAAUAUCACAAAGUUUAGUAUACUCGACUAGAUUACGUAUACUCGACUUUAUUAUAUACCCAUCAAUGUUUAGUUUUUUGAUACUGUGGAUUUCACAGUGUGAUCCGGUUUUCCGGAUCACCACACUGUGGUUUUCUGAUUCCAUUAUCAGUAUCCUCUGAAACUGAUGCCGUCACAAUGACUUCACAAUACAUGAACGCAAUGUUUUUUGUGGAAAAUAUUGACCGCAUCACGAACAAAACUGCAUACACAAAAUAUAAUUUCAUGGUAUGUCUGUGUUUUUGAUAAUUUGGAUUACAUUUAUUAUCUUUUAAAUGUGGAUUUAAAAUGCAUGAUGGGGCAUAUAAUAAAUUAAUCAUUACUACAGUAACUCGUUGACAGAUGCAGAUCAUCAGAUCAAACUCAACGCUUCGCGUGUCGUGUGAUCUGAUGAUCCGCGCCUGUCAACUCGACGUGAUCCGACUCUUGGGAUCAAGCUACUGUAGUAAUGAGAUACAUAGAUUGAGUAUACCCGACUAGUUCCUCCCAGUUGUUCAGGAGGAUAUGCUUCACUCCAGCAUGAAGAUCCAACACUCCUGACAGAUGCUGCUGGUGUAAAGCAUCAGGUUUAUGUCCUCAUGUAUUUUCAAAAAUGAAUUAUUUUAUUCCUUAUAUUUACAUUCUAUUUUCAUAUAUGUGGGAAUUUCCAAUCGUUGAAAUAUGUGUACUAUAUUUAUCAAGAUUCCUACACGCCUUCCUCACACAAUCACCUGCAUCGCAUUCAUGAGGAAAUGUCUACCAUUACAGCUGGUCAAAAUAUCAAAGGCAAACACAUUGGAAAUGUUAAGUUAUAGCACUGCAUAGAUGAGAUGAUGAAAUUCCUUUGAAUAAUUUACUAACUGCAGGGGUGGUUUGGGAAAGGGGAAGUAUAGGGGGGCUAUUGGCUAUGUAGUGUUUUUGCUGGAUUUUUCGUUGCUCCAUUGUUAUUAACUGUGUUAAAUCUAUGCCUACUUGCUGUUAGGAGAAAGAGGCAAAAGAGAAACUCUAUAUAUAGCUUUACCUUUAUAGCUUUAAGAAGGGAUGGAUUGUAUAUGUGUAAGGAUAAUUCAAUGUUAGUCAGAUCACACGCACAUAAAAUGAGAAAGUGUAUAAUCUACAGUAUCACCGACUGCAUUUACAUCAAUUGUUACUUGGUGAUUUAAAAAAUUAUUCCACAACUUGAAUUGUAUUUUGUGGCAACAAAUCUAGGAGAUGUUAUGAUUCACAGAGGAUAAUUCUCAAAGGAUAAUUCACAGAGGAUAAUUUUCACCUGAUAAUUCACAGAGGAUAAUUCUCACCUGGAGGAAAAUUAUCAUAUUCUGACCACCAAGGUUUGCAUCAGUAUGUGAACCUGUUGUUUUAGAUUUGCUGUCAUGAAAACGUUUAGAGGAGCCAAAGCACUUUAUAUUCCUAGACAAACCUAAGCUCAGUUGUCUUAAUGAAAAACAAACAGCCACCCCUAGCUUCCUGUGUGCUUUUUGUAUGUGAUAAGAUUACAGCAUUUUCGGAGCCUAGGAAACUGAAUUUGUCUGAGAGGAGAAGGAUACGUUUGAAAACUGCUGCUGCAAUUUAGUUCUGUUCGUGUAGAGAUUUUGUUUUUCGUACUCCGUUUAAUAGAGAGAGUAUCGACUGCAUUCUACUUUUAUGUUCAAUCAAAGUGAACAGUUUCAAGGAGAAAUGAACUACCAACUUGCGGUUAUGAUUGUCCACAUUUUGAAUUGAUAUUUUCAUUUUAAAGCAUUGUUACUACUAUAAUGGUACGUGUACUAGUAUUACCACUUCAUGCUAUUGUUACUACUAUAAUGGUACAUGUACUAGUCUUACCACCUCAUGCUAUUGUUACUACUAUAAUGGUACCUGUACUAGUAUUACCGCCUCAUUCUAUUGGUGCUGCUUCACAACAACAACGUUAAACUUAUAGUGAAUAUCAGAUUCCCUAUCUAGGGUCUGUGUUUUAAUUUCUUGUUACAGUGAAACAUGGUUAUAGCGAACCUCCACUCGUAAUAAGCGUGUUGUGCUGUACAGAAGUGUAGUGAAUAUUAGAUUCUCUAUCCAAGGUCUGUCUUAACUUUUUGUUCCAGUAAAACACGGUUAUAGCGAACACCCACUCGUUAUAGGCAUAUUCUAUUGUACAACUGUUUUGAAGCACAGUUUUGGGUUCAUAUUGAAUUCAAAGUGAUUUUUCUCAUCAGGCCAAAUAUAAUGUUACCACGCAACUAUGGAGAACAGUAGUACUUUUGUAUGGGUACUAUGAAUAUUGAUUAUGUUAAACAAAUAUGUGCUAUUUGUAUUGUGAAAACUCUCUAUACAGGACAUUCUGCAAACCAAAAUAUUUUGUAAACCGCUAAUUCAUAAUUCUGGCACCAUGAUUUGAUUUCUGAAAUAAAAGAUACUUGUUUUGUA
Ostrea edulis (European flat oyster) is the source of this 5580-nucleotide messenger RNA. Its product is annotated as dipeptidyl peptidase 9-like. Bases 327 to 2894 code for a protein of 855 amino acids. The record is from RefSeq and is a predicted model, not a curated record. NCBI's taxonomy places the organism in Eukaryota, Metazoa, Mollusca, Bivalvia, Ostreida, Ostreidae. Gene Ontology annotation, molecular function: serine-type peptidase activity; dipeptidyl-peptidase activity. Gene Ontology annotation, biological process: proteolysis. The transcript has 18 exons.